AUGCAGGGAGGAGUGGAGGACAGGCGGGAGAGGAUCAGGCUGACAAGUGAAGCCGAGAAGCGUGCUCAAGAGCAAAACGCUGGGGCAGGAACUGAUGACGGUGAUGAUGAGGCGACGAUGAGACGGGACUCCUCGGAGCAGGCCGAUGCGCGUUGGGGGUUUGGAGACCGCGAACAGCGUGGAGUUGCUGAAUUGGCAAGGUGCAAGACUCCAAGUGGACAAUUCCAGGUUCUCGCUCCACCAAGUGGCUGGGCGGAGUCACGUGUUUGA
Messenger RNA from Chaetomium globosum CBS 148.51, 270 nucleotides. RefSeq lists its product as uncharacterized. Bases 1 to 270 code for a protein of 89 amino acids. The record is from RefSeq and is a predicted model, not a curated record. Lineage: Eukaryota; Fungi; Ascomycota; Sordariomycetes; Sordariales; Chaetomiaceae. The transcript has 2 exons.